This is a messenger RNA of Sorghum bicolor (sorghum), 1765 nucleotides long. RefSeq names its product translation initiation factor eIF-2B subunit beta. Gene Ontology annotation, molecular function: translation initiation factor activity; guanyl-nucleotide exchange factor activity. NCBI's taxonomy places the organism in Eukaryota, Viridiplantae, Streptophyta, Magnoliopsida, Poales, Poaceae. The transcript is spliced from 10 exons. Gene Ontology annotation, cellular component: eukaryotic translation initiation factor 2B complex. Gene Ontology annotation, biological process: translational initiation. The coding region runs from base 165 to 1415 and encodes 416 amino acids. The record is from RefSeq and is a predicted model, not a curated record.
UCUAAAUUCGUAAAAUCACGCGCCUUCUUCAGUGUUAGUUCUCCACCUCCUCCUUGGCGGAAAACCCUAACCCCUCUCAGCCUCCUCUCGCCGCCGAUCCGACCCAAAUUCCGAACCCCUCCGGUCCUCUCCCAUCUCCCGGCGUCCCCACCGCGCUCUCCGCCAUGCCGGACGUGCAGCCGCUCGUCAGCGACUUCGUCCUCAAGCUCAAGCGCCGGAAGGUGGAGGGGUCGCAUGCGGUUGCCCGGCAGACGGCGGAGCUGCUACGGUCGGUUGUGUCGCAGCAUCGGAUGGUUAGCAGCGCCAACCAGGCUGCCGCGCUUGCCGAUGCCGUACGCGCUGUGGGGGAGCAGCUCAUCGCCGCCAAUCCCGUUGAGCUUGCUGUUGGAAACAUCGUGAGACGUGUUUUGCAUAUAAUAAAGGAGGAGGAUAUAUCUUCCACAGCAGUUGGUAUCGAAGGUCUUUCUGUUACUGUUGACAGUGAUGAUGAAUAUGACAGUGAACAUGAUGAUCGCCCUGCAUUAUCUGCUGCUGUUCUUGCUGCACAUGCUAGAAAUGCCCUCCGUGCACCUUCAUUGCAGACUCUGCUAGAAGACAUUCCUGUGAGUCCUGCAGUUUCCCGCACUGCAUCAUCAACUGGUGACUCAGACGGAAAAAGUAAAUCAGCUGGAGAUAAGAGCUCGACUAGGAAACUGAAGCAUGAUGUCAUCGCAGCCAUUGGUGAUCUUAUUGAUGAGAUUGACUCAUGCUAUGAGCCGAUUUCUGAGCAAGCUGUGGAACUUAUUCACCAAAAUGAGGUAAUCCUAACUCUAGGUCGUUCUAGAACCGUCAAGGAGUUCCUGUAUGCUGCGAAAGAGAAGAAGCGAUCUUUUCGUGUAUUUGUUGCUGAAGGUGCUCCAAGAUAUCAGGGCCAUGUUCUUGCAAAAGAGCUGGUUGAGAAAGGUGUACAAACUACAGUUAUAACAGAUUCAGCAGUUUUUGCUAUGAUCUCUCGAGUUAACAUGGUCAUAGUUGGAGCGCAUGCUAUCAUGGCAAAUGGUGGAGUCAUUGCACCAGUAGGGAUGAACAUGGUUGCACUUGCUGCUCAAAGGCAUGCUGUGCCUUUUGUUGUGGUUGCUGGUAGUCACAAGCUGUGUCCAUUGUAUCCACACAACCCAGAAGUGUUACUGAAUGAACUCAAAUCGCCGUCUGAUUUGCUCGAUUUUGGCGAGUUCUCAGAUUGCAUGAAUUUCAGUACUCAGGAUGGCAGCCCCUUGCUAAAUGUUGUCAACCCAACAUUUGACUAUGUGCCACCGAAGCUUGUGAGCCUAUUCAUCACUGACACUGGGGGCCACAGUCCAUCUUAUAUGUAUCGGCUAAUUGCUGAGUAUUACUCAGCUGAUGAUCUGGUAGUGAGACGGAAGGCAACAUCUUGAAAGAAGACAAAAAGCACUGCAGAGUCCCCUUGGUGCUCUGAUGAGCGAUGUUGCUGUCUUCAGUGGAUUCACCUACUGUCAAACUGCAGGAAAUCAGUGCAAGCAUUCUCGCGCAUUCUUUGUAAGCAUUGCGGCAUUUUGAGUGUAAACUGUUGAGGAAAUGGGGCGUGACGUCAUGGAAAGGAUUGUUUUACUAUAGGAGUGGUUCAAAUAUAUGGUUGACUGGUUGUGUAGAGGGUGGCUGUUUCUUAUCUGGCCAUAGGUUAAUCUGUGCCUUGGCUGGUCGAAAUUUUGUCUGUUAUAAAUUCCAGCAAGCUGUUUGAUAUGUGUACGAAGUAUUAGCAUGCACA